AUUACCGAUUAUUUCCCCUACGAACAUAUUUACGUAAUUUAUUGCAAAUUUUGGGAACUUGAUGAUAGUCAUGACAUGCUAAUUACUAAGGAAGAUCUGUAUAGGUAUAACAAUCAAACUCUUUCAAGAAAGAUUAUAGAUAAAAUAUUCUCUGGUGCCGUCACAACAAUGAAAUCCGAAACACUGACUUUUGAAGAAUUUGUUUGGUUUUUAUUAUCGAAGGGGGAUAAGAAACAUCCAAAGAGCAUUGAGUAUUGGUUCCGAUGUAUGGAUCUUGAUGGUGACAAAUAUUUGUCUACAUAUGAAUUGGAAUAUUCUUACAGCGAGCAGUACUGCAGAAUGGAAUCUCUUGAUGUGGAGGCCGUUAAAUUUGAAGAUUUGCUAUGUCAGAUGAUAGACUUAGUGAAGCCCAAAAUAGAAAAUAUUAUCACUGUCCAAGAUAUCAGGGCUUGCGUCCUGGGUCACGUUUUCUUCAACGCCUUUUUAAAUUUCAGCAAAUUUAUUGAAUAUGAGCAACGUGUUCCAUUAGCAGAUAAAGUACAGUAA
Molecule: messenger RNA, 546 nt
Organism: Trichoplax adhaerens
Lineage: Eukaryota; Metazoa; Placozoa; Uniplacotomia; Trichoplacea; Trichoplacidae
Exons: 4
Biological process (GO): protein dephosphorylation
Cellular component (GO): protein phosphatase type 2A complex
Molecular function (GO): protein phosphatase regulator activity
Source: RefSeq, a predicted model, not a curated record